AGAAUAGACUCUUGUCCCCUUCACUCCCUUUUGCUACUCUCUUUUCCCCCCCGUCUCCUCACAGCCAAGAUCUUUCCUUUUUUUCUUUCUCCUUCGACUUUCUCUCUCUUCACACAGGUCCCAUUCGCUGCUUGUCCCUUUCUCUCUCUUAAAACCCUCGUAGGCUCACACAGAACGAGCUGAAAAAAAGGGGGAAAAAAUGAGAGGUCCGUUGGGGCCUGUGAUAGGUAAAUAUCCGUCUUCGAGCGAAGUGAAUGGUGAAAAUGGGAAUGGGAAUAGCGGCGAUAUCAUAAAGCACAACAGGAAAUGCAGGGAUGUGGCGUUUUUGGUGGUGUUCAUUGCUUUUUGGGUUGCAAUGAUUGUUAACUCUAGCUUUGCUUUCAACCAAGGAAACCCAUUGAGGUUAAACUAUGGGCUGGACUAUAAAGGUAAUGUGUGUGGCGAUAGACAUGCGGAUCGUGAUCUUCGUGAAUUGGAGCUAAGAUAUUGGCUAAACCCUAACCAGGUUUAUCAAACUGGUGUAAAGGGCAGUAAUUUUGAGCUCUCGAACGCCCGCAGCAUAUGUUUGCUGGAUUGUCCAAUCCCAUCUGAGGACUCACUCAAUUGGGUUUGUGAUUAUCCAGAGGGUGAUGUUCGCCUCUCGAUCGAUAACUGGAUUGAUAGAAAUUACGACUAUUUUGCUGACCUUACUCCCCAGCUUAGAAACAGCUCUCUUCAGCUUCAGGGUCCUUGUUAUCCAGUUAUAUUUCCUAGUGUCAAUGUUUAUUGGACCUGUCAAUUCAUUGCACGUGCUUCAAAUGUAUCUUUGACACACUGGGAGCAGAUGGGUGGAGUGAAAGUCAUAGAAGACAUUGCAAUUGAUAAAUCCAUCCACAAAUCGAUUAAUUCCCGAUCAUCUGUACUGAAGAGAUAUGUGGCUGAUGUUGGGAAGGCAUGGCCUGUGCUGCUCGUUUGUGGGGGAUUUCUGCCUCUGUUUCUAUCAAUUAUAUGGCUUUUGAUGAUUCGUCAUUUUGUAGCCGGAAUGCCUUGGAUUACUGUCAUUCUUUUCAAUAUUCUCAUGGUAUCUGUGACCAUGUUUUAUUAUUUGAAAGAAUUCCGAGAACAAUUUGUGAGUGUAAUCGACCCAACGAACGAAGCGCAGUGGAAUUUCAGCAAGGCCGGGAAUUCUGAUGAACUGCAUGAUUUACUGCAAUAUUUUCACACUCCUAACUACAAGCUCUACUUACAGAAUUUGUACAUUGCUGGAUGGAUUGGAAAUGAUGCCAUUUCUCCAAUCAUUGGCGAACACGACCCAUACUAUCAUGUGUCAGCCAGGGAGAUAAAUCAUCUUCAUGCUGCUGCUGUUUUCAUGACAGCUCUGAUGAUUGUCGCAUUUCUAUCCUCUAUUGCUAUUAUCCGCCGUAUUCUCAUGGGAACAUCCGUCCUCAAGGUAGCUGCAAAAGUGAUUGGAGAAGUACAGGCCCUGAUAGUCUUCCCAAUUAUACCAUACGCCAUACUAGCUAUUUUCUACAUGUUCUGGCUAUCAGCUGCUCUUCAUCUUUUUAGCUCAGGAAGUGUUGUGCAGAAUGACUGUAGUGCCAAUUGCUGUGCUUAUGAUCUCAAAGCAAUGAAGCUGAGCUGCAAUAGCUGCUGUGGCUAUACCGUUCGCUACAUGUCUCAUAUAACUGCUGCUAUCAUUUUCCACCUGUUUGGCGGUUAUUGGGCCACCCAAUUCAUCAUUGCUUGCUCGUCUACAAUAAUUGCUGGCUCUGUUGCUUCGUAUUAUUGGGCUCGUGGGGAAAUCUCGCAAGGAAUCCCGUUUCUUCCCGUUUUUUCUUCAAUGAAGCGGCUCGUACGAUACAGUCUAGGAUCAAUGGCUAUCGGCUCUCUUAUCGUGUCCUUCAUAGAAUCAAUUAGAUUCAUACUCGAGGCCAUUCGUCGUAAGCUUAAAGGCAUAAUAAAUCCUAUGACCGAAAACUGGUUUGAAAAGGCUACUUAUCAGACUUCACAAGGCUGCCUUAGGAGUAUAGGGUGCAUCAUCAAAUCAGUGAACCGCAAUGCUUAUAUCAUGAUUGCAAUAACAGGAAAAGGUUUCUUUAAAUCCUCCGAGAUUGCAACAGAGCUUAUCAUGAGUAAUAUCCUCAGAAUCGGGAAAGUGAAUGUGAUAGGGGAUGUGAUUCUCUUUCUCGGGAAGCUUUGUGUUAGUCUGACGAGUGCACUUUUCGCCUUUUUGAUGUUGGACACUCAUAAAUACAAAUCGGCACAUAACAAGAUUUCAUCCCCUCUAUUCCCUGUUCUGGUGUGUUGGGGAUUUGGGUACAUUGUGGCUAAACUCUUUUUUGGGGUGGUUGAGAUGUCAAUAGACACCAUAAUUCUCUCCUUUUGCCAAGACUCGGAUGAGCAUCAAGGCACAGCACAAUAUGCUCCUCCACUGCUAAUCGAGACUCUCAACGACCAAAACGAAAUGCAAAGGCUGACUCAAUGAGCCAUUUUUUUGUUUUUCUUUUUCUUUUUUUUAGACAAUGGCAUUCGUGGAAUCUCGUGGAUUUGCUCGAUGGCGGUUGAGUUUCGGGCGGGAAAAUGUAUUAUUUUUCUAGUCAAGACUUGGUUUUUGGCCCCCAAUUUGGGGGGAAAAAAACUAAUAUGAUCCUUAGUUUGUAUAUAUAUAUAUAUAUAUUAAUGUGGGUUGAAAAAUUGGAAGAAAUCUUGGUUAAGGGAAUCCACCACAAGUGAUGUGUUGUGAUUUGUGUUUUUUGACUUUCUUCUGUGUCUGAGAAAUGAGAAUUUGGAGUAUUUUUUCCCUCAACUGAGGAAUAUUAUUU
Molecule: messenger RNA, 2801 nt
Organism: Striga asiatica
Lineage: Eukaryota; Viridiplantae; Streptophyta; Magnoliopsida; Lamiales; Orobanchaceae
Source: the annotation of a GenBank genome assembly